Chenopodium quinoa (quinoa) is the source of this 3710-nucleotide messenger RNA. RefSeq names its product vacuolar protein sorting-associated protein 18 homolog. NCBI's taxonomy places the organism in Eukaryota, Viridiplantae, Streptophyta, Magnoliopsida, Caryophyllales, Amaranthaceae. Gene Ontology annotation, biological process: vesicle-mediated transport; endosome organization; vacuole organization. The record is from RefSeq and is a predicted model, not a curated record. Gene Ontology annotation, molecular function: protein-macromolecule adaptor activity. Gene Ontology annotation, cellular component: HOPS complex; endosome. Bases 463 to 3423 code for a protein of 986 amino acids. The transcript is spliced from 24 exons.
AAACCUAAAAAACGGAAAAAAAAACCUAGUGGGUCAGCGGGUACCCGAGUUACAUAAACUUCGGCCCGUGACCCGAAUACUUUCACGGGUUGGGUACUCGACCCGAAAAGAAAAAAAAAUUCCAAUUACAUGUCGGGUAUUUUGCGGGUCAGCAGGUCAUCGGGUCGGGUAUUGUUUUUUUUUUGCACGAACCUCCUACUCGGCAACUUAUUUUCAUUCGUCUCCUCCAACUCAUUCCCUCCCAUACUCAAUCGGCCCCUCCCAUUUCUCCACUGCAACGAGCAUCAGGUAGCCUGCAACGAAGACCCUUCGUUCGCCAACCAUCAAAACGAAGGCAACGAUGCAACGAAGUCCCUGGUUUCUCCAUUAAUCCUGCGUUUUUUGCUCAAAUCUGGAAAUCAAGCGAUUUCUUCUGUUAUUGUUGCAAAAAUUUAGGGAAUUGAGGAAAAUCCAUGUUCAAAAAUGGAUUCAGGGAGCAAAGUAUUUACGGUAGAUUUGCUUGAAAGGUAUGCUGCUAAAGGCCAUGGAGUUGUUACUUGUAUGGCUGCUGGUAAUGAUGUCACCAUGUGGGGUACCAGCAAAGGCUGGAUCAUCCGACAUGAUUUUGGACUCGGAGAUUCCUAUGGUAUUGAUCUCUGUGGUGGUCGAACCGGGGAUCAGUCUAUCCACAGUGUUUUUGUGGAUCCUGGCGGGAGUCACUGCAUUGCGACAAUUGUUGGUGAUGGAGGUGCUGAAACAUUCUACAUUCAUGCGAAAUGGAGCAAACCUCGUGCCUUGAGUAAACUAAAAGGCCUUGUUGUCAAUGCUGUUGCUUGGAAUCGACAACACAUUACGGAAGCUUCCACAAAGGAAAUCAUUCUUGGUACUAAUAAUGGUCAGCUUCAUGAGAUGGCUGUGGAUGAGAAGGAUAAAAGAGAAAAGUACAUUAAACUUCUGUAUGAACUUUCAGAACUUCCUGAAGCUUUUAUGGGAUUGCAGAUGGAAACAGCUAGCAUUAGCACAGGUACUAGGUAUUAUGUGAUGGCUGUCACUCCUAGGCGGCUUUAUACGUUUACAGGAAUUGGGUCAUUGGAGAGUGUCUUCUUGGGUUACCAAGAUCGAGCAGUGCGCUUCAUGGAACUUCCAGGUGAAAAUCUCAGUAGUGAGCUGCAUUUUUUUAUAAAGCAGAAAAGAGCAAUUCAUUUUGCUUGGCUCUCAGGAGCAGGAAUCUACCAUGGUGACUUGAACUUUGGAGCAAGCCAUAGUUCACAGGAUGGAGAUGAAAAUUUUGUGGAGAAUAAGGCACUGCUGGAUUAUUCUAAGUUAUUUGAUGGUGCUGAAGCAGUUAAACCAAGUUCUUUGGCAAUCUCAGAAUACCAUUUCUUGCUUCUUGUUGGUAAUAAAGUUAAGGUUGUGAACCGAAUUAGUGAACAGAUCAUUGAGGAACUUCACUUUCACCUAACAUCCGAGUCAUCAUCAAAGGGCAUUCUAGGUCUUUGUAGUGAUGCUUCUGCUGGUCUGUUUUAUGCAUACGACCAGAACUCUAUCUUUCAGGUUUCUGUUAAUGAUGAAGGCCGAGAUAUGUGGAAAGUUUAUUUGGACAUGAAGGAAUAUGCAGCAGCUUUGGCAAAUUGUCGUGAUGCAUUGCAGAGAGAUCAAGUCUAUCUAGCACAGGCUGAAGUUGCUUUCUCCACCAAGGACUUUCUGAGAGCUGCAUCUUUCUUUGCAAAGAUCAAUUAUAUACUCUCGUUUGAAGAAAUCACUUUGAAGUUCAUUAGUGCAAAUGAACAGGAUGCUUUAAGGACCUUUUUGCUGUGGAAAGUUGACAGUCUUUCAAAAGAUGAUAAAUGCCAAAUAACGAUGAUUUCCACAUGGGCCACUGAAUUAUACUUGGAUAAGAUCAAUCGGCUUUUAUUGGAAGAUGAUACUUCAGGUGAUCAUAAUUCCGAGUAUUGGUCACUUAUCAAAGAAUUCCGUGCUUUUCUAAGUGAUUCUAAGGAUGUGUUGGAUGAAGCCACCACAUUGAUGUUAUUAGAGAGCUAUGGUAGGGUUGAUGAAUUGGUGUACUUCGCUAGUUUGAAGGGGCAGUAUGAGAUUGUUAUUCACCAUUAUAUUCAGCAAGGAGAGGCAAAGAAAGCUUUGGAAGUUCUUGAAAAACUUGGUGUUCCCAUUCAUUUGCAGUACAAAUUUGCUCCUGACCUCAUCAUGCUCGACGCUUAUGAAACUGUUGAAUCAUGGAUGAUAAGAAAGGACCUUAAUCCAAGGAAGCUGAUUCCUGCAAUGAUGCGUUAUUCAAGUGAACCACAUGCAAAGAAUGAGACACAUCAAGUGAUCAGAUAUUUGGAGUAUUGUGUUCAUAGUUUGAAUAAUGAGGAUCCUGGAAUUCACAACCUGCUGCUUUCUUUGUAUGCUAAACAGGAGGAUGAUAGUGCUCUCCUGCGUUUUCUACAAUCCAAGUUCAGUAAAGUAAGGGAAAACAGUCCAGAAUUCUUCUAUGAUCCUAAAUAUGCUUUAAGACUUUGCCUUAAGGAGAAGAGGAUGCGUGCCUGUGUUCAUAUAUACGGUAUGAUGUCCAUGCACGAAGAAGCUGUGGCUCUUGCUUUACAGGUUGACCCAGAGCUUGCAAUGGCUGAAGCUGACAAGGUUGAAGAUGAUGAAGAAUUAAGGAAGAAACUCUGGCUCAUGAUUGCAAAGCAUGUUGUUGGGCAAGAAAAGGGGGCUAAGAGGGAGAAUAUACGAAAAGCAAUCGCUUUCCUCAAGGAAACAGAUGGCCUCCUGAAGAUAGAGGAUAUAUUACCUUUUUUUCCAGACUUUGCUUUAAUCGAUGAUUUCAGGGAGGCGAUUUGUUCAUCACUGGAAGAUUACAAUAAACAAAUUGAACUACUAAAGGAGGAGAUGAAUGAUGCAACACAAGGAGCAGAUAAUAUUAGAAAUGAUAUCGGUGCCCUUGCUCAAAGAUAUGCAAUCAUUGAGCGUGAUGAGGAAUGUGGGGUUUGCCAACGAAGAAUCUUAAAUACAGCUGCAGAUUUUGGUAUUUCAAGGGGCUAUGCGUCUCUUGGGCCUAUGGCUCCUUUCUAUGUUUUUCCAUGUGGUCAUGCUUUUCAUGCACAAUGCUUGAUUGCUCAUAUCACUCAGUGCACUGAUCCUGAAAAAGCGGAGCAUAUACUUGAUCUACAAAAGCAAUUGUCUUUGGUGAGUGGUGAAACAAGAAGAGAUUCUGAUGGUAGCCUAACUGUUCAUGAACCUGUUGCCAGCAUGAACCAAGUAGAUAAGAUACGUUCCCAAUUGGAUGAAGAAAUUGCAAGUGAAUGCCCGUUUUGUGGUGAGUUGAUGAUCCAGGAGAUAUCUUUGCCAUUCAUUCUCCCUGAAGAACAUGAGGUCAAUUCUUGGGAGAUAAAACUGCUUAAUCCCACUAACCAGAAGAGCAUUUCGUUGUCUGUUUAAUCGCUAUGUAUGAUGUUUGUUCAAAUUUUUCUUUAUGUGAAUAUCAGGCUUUCAAGUUUCAGUCUCUUAAAAGUUAAAUGCUUGUUUGGUAUUGAUCUUUAUUUUUUCAUUUUUGAAAUGUUAAUUGAUCUUCUCUCCAAGGAUAUAUUGUGUGGAAUAUAUACUUUCAUUUCGUCACUCCAAGAAGACAAUUUACUAGUAUCAGUGAAUUUGCCUUCUUUAAGUGUCUUCGACAGUUUACAAUAAUAUAUGAGGAUUUGUGAAUAUGUACAUAAAUUUGACUUCCA